This is a messenger RNA of Anopheles stephensi (Asian malaria mosquito), 1281 nucleotides long. It is a transcript of the gene scu, whose product is annotated as 3-hydroxyacyl-CoA dehydrogenase type-2. The coding region runs from base 310 to 1077 and encodes 255 amino acids. Gene Ontology annotation, cellular component: mitochondrion. The transcript has a single exon. Gene Ontology annotation, molecular function: estradiol 17-beta-dehydrogenase [NAD(P)+] activity. The record is from RefSeq and is a predicted model, not a curated record. Lineage: Eukaryota; Metazoa; Arthropoda; Insecta; Diptera; Culicidae. Gene Ontology annotation, biological process: estrogen metabolic process; fatty acid metabolic process; androgen metabolic process.
AAGCGCAUCUGUCAUUUGUAUUGUUGUGGAUGAUUAUUUUUUGAUAAAUGUUUUUUAUCAUUUUAUUUUUACAAUUUAUCCAACUUUCGUCCAAGCUGUUUGCCUUCAGUUUCUCCGGUUAUUGAUAAAUUCUAAGCACCCUUUUUUCCACGGCCAAUUGUCCAUUACGUCAAGUUCAUUGAACCCGUCGUGAUAACACGAUUGCGUAACCCAGAUCAUUCUCGUCGGCACGCACAGCAGCACCAGUUCGGCAGAUCGCCGGUUGUGAAACGAAAACAUUCCCCCUCAAAGCCUUCGCCCGAAAACGAAAUGCUAAAGAACGCAGUCGCAUUGGUAACCGGUGGUGCAUCGGGCCUUGGCCGUGCCACGGUGGAGCGGUUCGCCCGUGCCGGGUAUAAUGUACUUCUGUGCGAUCUACCAACCUCCAAGGGCAACGAAGUAGCCAAAGAGCUGGGUGAGAAGGUGGUGUACGUGCCGGUGGAUGUACUGUCCGAAAAGGAUGUGACCGGUGCCCUGGAUCUAGCCAAAAGCAAAUUCGGUCGGCUGGAUGUAUCGGUCAACUGUGCCGGUAUUGCGGUGGCCGUCAAGACGUAUAACUUCAACAAGAAGGUGGCACACAAGCUGGAAGAUUUUCAGCGCGUCCUGCUGGUAAACACGGCCGGCACUUUCAACGUGAUUCGUCUGUCGGCGGGAUUGAUGGGUGAGAAUGAACCGAAUGCUGAUGGGCAGCGUGGUGUCAUCGUGAAUACGGCUUCGGUCGCGGCUUUCGAUGGCCAGAUUGGACAGGCUGCUUAUUCCGCUUCGAAGGCGGCGGUCGUCGGUAUGACGCUACCGAUCGCUCGUGAUCUUAGCACGCAAGGCAUCCGGAUUGUUACCGUCGCUCCCGGACUGUUCAAUACACCGAUGCUGCAAGCCUUGCCGGAGAAGGUUCGUGCAUUUCUGGCCAAAACGGUACCCUUCCCGCAGCGACUGGGUGAGCCGGCCGAAUACGCUCAGCUGGUUCAGAGCAUUGUCGAUAAUCCCAUGCUAAAUGGGGAAGUCAUUCGCUUGGACGGAGCACUUCGUAUGAUGCCUUAAGCUGAAGGAAGCUGGCAGCCUUCGCUGUUCAACAACGGAUGCAUUUAUUCACAGUACCUCAUGGAUGGGACACAACAAAGUCUUCUAAAAAAAACACACACACACAAAUCGUCAAACGAUAAUCGUAAAAGCAAACUCUUUACAUUCAAGUUUUGUAUUCGGCUUUUAUUUUAAUAAAAGCUACAUUGUAACGCAUCUCUCAAA